Molecule: messenger RNA, 2653 nt
Organism: Rhipicephalus sanguineus (brown dog tick)
Lineage: Eukaryota; Metazoa; Arthropoda; Arachnida; Ixodida; Ixodidae
Gene: AGBE
Product: 1,4-alpha-glucan-branching enzyme
Exons: 15
Coding region: 342-2399 (685 amino acids)
Biological process (GO): glycogen biosynthetic process
Cellular component (GO): cytoplasm
Molecular function (GO): 1,4-alpha-glucan branching enzyme activity; cation binding; hydrolase activity, hydrolyzing O-glycosyl compounds
Source: RefSeq, a predicted model, not a curated record
CACCAUAUUUGCGGGCAACUGUUCAUAACUGUAUAGCUGCUGAUAACAAACAAAAGACAGUUCGCGUUUCGGUGGCAAGGACACCUGGUGGUUGCCGGUUCUCCUCGCCUGAUUCAAGAGCACUUGUCUGUGGUUUACCGUGGUAUCUCUCGUUGCCACGAGUAGACCCAGCGAUCGCCAUGCCUGGGUCAUCGUAAUCUCUUGGCAGUAGUUUUGCGUGGACAGCGCUUCCCUGAGGCCUCGUUCCCCGCCAAGCUUGAAGUGUCCUUCAGGCGGCUGUGUCAGCCGGCCGGUGUGCAGACAAACGCCCACGCCCCCCUCCUGUUACCUGUUUGUCAACCAUGGCAUCCUACAUGGACGUUGACGUUCCACACAUUGAGGAAUUACUGAAACACGAUCCUUACCUUAAGAAUCACGAGAACGAGAUCAGGCGAAGAUAUAAGUGCUUUCAAGACCAGUUGCUGGAGAUCGAGAACAGUGAAGGGCUGCUGCAGUUUUGCAAAAGUUACGAGAGGUAUGGAAUGCACCGCCUGCCGGACAACUCGAUACAUUUUCUCGAGUGGGCACCAGGUGCCGAAGCGGUGUUCCUGCGUGGAGACUUCAAUUCAUGGGAGAGGUUGACGCAUCCCUUCAAGAAGCUUCCCUAUGGCAAGUGGGAACUGACCUUGCCCCCAAAGCCCGAUGGCUCCUGCCAAAUCGCCCACCUUGACAGAAUCAAGAUUGUCGUCCUCGUCAAAGGCACAGGGGAGCUUGCGGACAGGAACAGCCCUUGGGCGACGUACGUUGUCCGGGAUCAGAAUGUCCCCCAGUAUGGGCAGCGCUUCUGGGAUCCUCCAGAGGAUGAGCGUUACAAAUUCAAGCAUCCCAAGGUACCGCUGCCCAAGAGCCUUCGCAUUUAUGAAUGCCACAUCGGCAUUGCAUCUGAGGACUACUGGGUUGCUAAUUAUGCAAAUUUCAAGGACAAUGUUCUUCCUCGAAUCAAGCAUCAAGGUUACAACGCAAUCCAGAUCAUGGCUAUCAUGGAACACGCAUAUUACGCAAGUUUCGGCUAUCAAGUAACAUCAUUUUUUGCAGUUUCCAGUCGAUACGGCACUCCGGAAGAGCUGAAAGCGCUUGUGGAUCGUGCGCACGAGUUGGGCAUCUACGUGCUGCUGGACGUGGUGCACAGCCAUGCAUCCAAGAAUGUCCUGGAUGGCCUGAACCAGUUUGAUGGCACCAACAACUGCUUCUUUCAUGACGGAGGCCGUGGAACGCACCCGCUGUGGGACAGUCGGCUCUUCGACUACACACAAAUGGAAACACUGCGCUUUCUGCUCUCCAACUGCUACUGGUACCUACAGGAGUACCAGUUUGAUGGCUUCCGCUUUGAUGGUGUUACUUCGAUGCUGUACCAUUCGCACGGCAUGGGACACGGCUUCAGUGGAGACUACAACGAGUACUUUGGCCUCAACACAGACACGGAAUCGCUUGUCUACCUCAUGUUGGCUAACUACAUGAUCCACAAGUUAUUCCUCAAUGCCAUCACCAUUGCAGAGGAUGUAUCGGGCAUGCCAGCUUUGUGCCGACCUGUGGACGAAGGAGGCGGGGGCUUUGAUUUCCGCCUAGGAAUGGCAAUUCCCGAUAUGUGGAUUAAGCUCCUAAAGGAGCAUAAGGAUGAGGACUGGAACAUGGGGAACAUUGUGCACACGCUGAGCAAUCGCCGAUGGAUGGAGAAGACGGUUGCCUAUGCGGAGUCUCACGACCAGGCUCUCGUCGGGGACAAGACGUUGGCCUUUUGGUUGAUGGACAAGGAGAUGUACACCAACAUGUCUGUGCUGACCGAGCUCACUCCCGUCAUUGACCGCGGCCUCGCCCUGCACAAGAUCAUCCGCAUGAUAACUCAUGGCCUCGGUGGUGAAGCGUGGCUCAACUUCAUUGGGAACGAGUUUGGUCAUCCAGAGUGGCUGGACUUCCCACGUGUAGGCAACAACGAGAGCUACCACCAUGCCCGGAGACAGUGGCACCUCGUGGAUGACAAUCUGUUGCGCUACAGGUUCCUCAACAACUUUGACCGUGCCCUCAACGAGACUGAGGACAAGUACCACUGGCUACCUGCACCACCAGGCUAUGUAAGCUGGAAGCACGAAGAUGAUAAGGUGAUCGCUUUUGAGAGGGCUGGCGUUCUCUUCGUGCUCAACUUUCAUCCUUUCAAGAGUUUCUCAGACUACGAAAUCGGCAUUGAAACGCCUGGAAAGUACAAGAUUGUCCUGGACUCUGAUGCGGAGGAGUUUGGAGGUCACAAGCGGAUUGAUCGGGGAGUGGAUAUCUUCACAUUUAACAAGCCAUUUGCCGGACGAAGAAACUCCAUCAAAGCAUACAUUCCCAGCAGAGUGGGACUCAUCUAUGCACGUGUAGACUGAUGUACAUCGGAUGCGUGUGGAAAAUAGCGCGACAUAUUGCAACUAGGUUUGCAGACACAUCAGCGCAGCAUUCACAAAUAAAUAGUACCUGCGAAUAGUGAUUUUUCUAAUUACUGUAGCUCCAGUGACCAGACAGAGAACUGUAUUAGUUUAGGCUUAUAAGCCUGGCAAUGCUUUUAGUUCGUUAACAGGCACUGGAAAGGUGGCAACAAUUUGUUUUGAAUAAAAUUUGCUAUUAGUCUUUCUAAUUGACA